AUGUCGAGUACUCCUUCUCUCGAAGAACAGAUCGCGUCGCUCACACAGACGGUGCAAUCGAACAGAGAAUCUCUGGACGAUGCUACCCGAUUGAGGACUCUCAAGGCCGCACGAGGCCUUCUGGACGCCCUGGGGUCUCCACCAGAAACUGUGAUGCAAGAUGUGGUCUUAAAUCCUGUUUUGCUUAUGGCCCUUCGCAUGGGGGUGCAGCUUGGUGUAUUCCGGAUGAUCUGCGACCACCAAGAAGAGGGGACAACUACCGAGCAAAUCGCGAGCCAGUCAGGAGCAAGUGUUCUCGUUGUCGGUCAGAUCUUGAGGUUGCUGGCCGCCGCAGGAUACGCGUCAGAGACAGGAGUCCAAACCUACAAGCCCUCCCCUCUCACCAUGGCGAUGGCGGAUGGGACUCUUGAAGCGACCACUAGAGCAUGUUUCGAUAUUGGAAAUUACUGCACUACCUAUGCCCCAGAAUACUUCCGUCAGAAUAACAAUCAGUUCCCAACAUCGGUAGAAGAGACUCCCUUCCAGCUAGCCAAGAACACUCCCAUGAGUUACUUCGCGUGGCUGGGACAGAACCCGUCCCUGGCGAAGGACUUUCAGCAAUGGAUGACACUCAAGCAGCAAACAACCCCAAACUGGGUGGACUGGUUUGAUAUUCCAGGCAGCCUCCUUGGGGGCUUUCGCAACCAGCCGGAUGAUGUCUUGCUGGUGGAUGUGGGUGGCGGCGAAGGACACUAUCUCCACGCAUUCAAUGACAAAUUUCCUGAUGCCCCGGGGCGUCGUAUAUUGCAAGAUCUACCGCAAGUGAUUUCCACCAUUAACAACCCCCCAAAGGGUACUGAGUUGAUGGCGCAUGAUUUCUUUACCGCUCAACCAGUGAAAGGAGCUCGAGCAUACUAUAUGCAUUGGAUCCUGCAUGACUGGCGAGACGAGCAAGCGCACAGGAUCCUCGGCAAUAUCGUUGAUGCCAUGGAGCCAGGUUAUUCUCAAUUGAUCAUCAACGACCAGAUCAUCCCUGACCAGGAUUGCGACUUUGCCACCGCGUGUAUCAGCAUCAUGAUGAUGCUCCAGGUCGUGCCUUCGAACGCACCGAGAAGCAGUGGCGUGCUCUUCUGA
This is a messenger RNA of Aspergillus bombycis, 1113 nucleotides long. RefSeq lists its product as uncharacterized. Lineage: Eukaryota; Fungi; Ascomycota; Eurotiomycetes; Eurotiales; Aspergillaceae. The record is from RefSeq and is a predicted model, not a curated record. Gene Ontology annotation, molecular function: O-methyltransferase activity. The coding region runs from base 1 to 1113 and encodes 370 amino acids. The transcript has 5 exons.